This is a messenger RNA of Amphibalanus amphitrite, 1314 nucleotides long. RefSeq names its product thrombospondin type-1 domain-containing protein 4-like. Gene Ontology annotation, molecular function: metalloendopeptidase activity. Bases 136 to 1314 code for a protein of 392 amino acids. The transcript has 9 exons. Gene Ontology annotation, cellular component: extracellular matrix. The record is from RefSeq and is a predicted model, not a curated record. Gene Ontology annotation, biological process: extracellular matrix organization. Lineage: Eukaryota; Metazoa; Arthropoda; Thecostraca; Balanomorpha; Balanidae.
CUUGAAGAUGUCGGAACAAGAAUCGGUUACAACUGGGCCGACAUUCGAACUCGGUUAUUCCAGUUGAUAUUUCUGCUCUUCCUGUUCCUCAUAUGUGUCUACGGACGACGGAAAUAUCCGCAAAAGGUGCACGCCAUGGUCCAGGAGCGUCUGGCCCGUCGUCGGUACGGAUCAGAGGUGGGACAGUGGUCCGGCUGGGCCUCCUGGUCAGCAUGCUCGCGCUCCUGUGGAGGUGGCGUGCGCACACAGACCCGACUCUGCCUGGAGAAGGUGGCUAAAGACAACGGCACCGACAGCGGGGACCAGCCGCCGUCACGGGCGGAAACCGGAAGACGGAGGCUGCGGCCCAUCCAAUGUGUGGGCAGUGAUAAACGAUUUCAUAUGUGUAACGAAGAGGAUUGUCCACCUGAGGCCGGUGACUUUCGGGCAGAGCAGUGCGCUAGCUUCAACGAGAAGCCCUACAAAGACCGACUGUAUCGCUGGCGUCCCCACUACAGCACCAAGCGGCCGUGCUCGCUGACCUGCGGCCCCGAGAACGCCUCGUUCUACGUCACUCUGCGGCGACGGGUCAUAGACGGGACUCGCUGCAGUCCUGACGGGGGUACCGACCGGGCCGACCACGUCUGCGCCGCCGGCCACUGCAAGCACAUUGGCUGUGACGGCGUGGUGGGCUCGCCUCGAGUCCGGGACGCGUGCGGCGUGUGCGGCGGAGACAACAGCACCUGCCACCUCGUCUCCGGCAUAUUCACCGAGCCUCACCUGCGCGAGGGCUACCAGCUGGUCCUGCAGAUCCCGGCCGGCGCCUGCAGUAUCCGUAUUGAGGAGGUGGUGCCCACCAGAAACUACCUGGCGCUGCGAGCCGGCAACAAAGAGUUUAUCGUGAACGGCGCCUGGAACAUCGACAACUCUGGCCAGUACCAGGGCGCCGGCGCGACGUUUAUGUACCGGCGUCAGACGGACACCCAGGGGGAGACGCUGGCCGCCACCGGACCGAUCACUGAGCCCGUGGACAUAUUUCUGUUGUAUCGCCAAAUGAACCGCGGUAUCAAGUACGAGUACGUCAUCAAGCGGAACGCCUCUUUGAGCUCUGUGCUGCCGCGGCUGCCAAACGAUCUGCAGAGCCUGCCCCCGGCGCCGCCACCGGCACUACCGGCGCUCCCGCAGCUCCCGGCCCGUCCGAGCGUCGUGCCCCGACCUACCGGACAUAGGAACGCCGUGCCAGCGCCGGGGGUGGCCCGGCCGCCGCACACCGCGCCGCGGCUCCCAGCGACGCCGGCAGGAGCAGGUCAGAGACGAGGCGGGGUCCUGGCGUAG